AUGGAGGUUAUUAAAACUCUAUUUCUUAUUGCUUCCUUCAGCUCCAUUAAAUGUGAGCCUCUUCAAACAAGUUUACUACACGCAGCCAGGCAGCAUAUUAACCGCCAGGAUCACUUGGAGGAAACCCUAAGAGACUCUGCCAUCAUUUUGGUUGCUCAGUUUCUUCAGGAUGCAGCUUAUGUCAAGGUCCAAACCAUAGCUGAAGAGUUACUGGAUCGAGCUGAGAAGUGUAAGAGUCUCAGACCACACGAGUCACCUGCGGAGUGCGCUCACCAGUUGAGGGGUACCUUCCUCACCCAUAUUUGCAACGACCAAGGGCUGAUGGGCAAUCAAGUGUUCAGUGACUGCUGUAAGAUGGAAAUUACAGCAAGACUCCAGUGCUUCCUGUCCUCCAAGAAAGAUGACACAGACAGCAUCGAUGUACCCCUGAUUCCAAGGCCUGAGCUGACCUGUGAGACAGAUGAGGGGACUCACAUGUCACUGAAGACAAGGUCCAGCUAUGAAAUUUCUUGAAGGUAUCCAUUCUUACACUGACCCACUAUCUUGACCAUGUCUGCUUGCUAUUAAACAGCUGUUUGGUCAUGUUGUCAAGAAGAAAAUAAAACCGAGUGCCUGCAGACAAAGCUAGAACCUAUCAGAAGAUAUAUUAGAGAAAUAUCUGCGAGACAUCGUCAUUUAUGUGAAAUCAGGAUUAAAUUCGAUGACAAAAUAGCAAGAGCUGUAGAAUUGAUUCUGCUCACUAAAAAGCAACCUAAAGCUAACUUUUCUGAAAUUGCCAAACUGACCACAGAUAUUAAAAAUCUGCAUGAGAUCUGUUGUGAAGGAAAUACAGUGGCAUAUGCACUGGGCAGGCACCAGCUUAUGAACUACACCUGCUCUCACCAGGCCAUCUUGUCCAGCAAGUUUGCCCAGUGUUGUGAACAGUCAGAACCAUUCCGUGGGGAAUGCAUUAUCAACUCAGAAAACGAUGACAAGCCCAACUUGACAUGCCUGGCACUCAGAAAGUUUACCGAAGACCAGUCUGCCUGCAAACAAUUUAGUGACAAGCAGGACGACUUUCUACAAGAGUUUCUUUAUGAAUAUUCAAGAAGACACCUGGAGUUGGCAGUUCCAGUGAUUUUAAGAAUACUUGCAACAUAUAAACAGUUGCUGGAGGAAUGCUGCAAGUUAGGAAAGCCUUUGGAAUGCCACCACCGUGGGAAAGAGAUGUUCCAAAGAGUGGUCCAUGAAGGCCGUGACCGUGUGAAAACUUACUGUGACUUACACAGAACGUUAGGAGGCAGUAACUUCCAGGACAGGCUUACCAUCCUUUAUACUAAGAAAGCCCCACAGCUGUCUGUGCAGGAGUUGGUGGCAUUCACAAGGAAGAUGGCAGCAGCUGCCAGUAGAUGCUGCCCACUAAGCGACGAGCUGCAGUCUGCCUGUGUGGAGGAUGCGGCCAAGCUGAUCCUUGGCGCUCUGUGCCGACGACAUGACGCCAAGCAUGUCAACGCUGGAGUGGACCGCUGUUGCAACGACUCCUAUGCCUUCAGAAAGCCCUGCUUUGAUGACCUGCGAGUUGACGGAGCUUACAUUCCUCCACCUUUAUCUUGUGACCAAAUCAUCAGCCUUAAAGAGGACUUGUGCCGAGUACAGGAGGACGAGCUCCAAACUGAAAAGCAAAAGCUCCUCAGUAACCUCGUGAAGCAGAGGCCACAAGCGGCAGAGGGUGCAUUCCAGGCAGUUGGCGCAGAGUUCACGGAGCUGGUGGCGAUGUGCUGCCACGCAGAAGAGCGGGUACCGUGCUUUCAGGAAGAGGGACCCCAACUGAUCAGGAAGUGCCAGUCCCUCUUAGAGGCCGACUCAUCUCAGAGAGUGACGAUGUAG
This is a messenger RNA of Microtus ochrogaster (prairie vole), 1866 nucleotides long. RefSeq names its product alpha-fetoprotein-like. The record is from RefSeq and is a predicted model, not a curated record. The transcript has 14 exons. Lineage: Eukaryota; Metazoa; Chordata; Mammalia; Rodentia; Cricetidae.